Molecule: messenger RNA, 673 nt
Organism: Hibiscus syriacus
Lineage: Eukaryota; Viridiplantae; Streptophyta; Magnoliopsida; Malvales; Malvaceae
Product: senescence associated gene 20-like
Exons: 1
Coding region: 256-639 (127 amino acids)
Source: RefSeq, a predicted model, not a curated record
UGGUCUUUAGUAUAAGUUUUCGUACAAGUCUCUCUAUAGUAUAAUUUUCUCCUUGUUUUACUUUUUUCCCCCAAGGGCGUUUUCCAUCAAGAACUGGCCAACACAAAGGAUGCAAUUCUGGAGGAAUCCAACAAGAACCGAUACGUGGUUCUUGCCCUCUACGAUGCCUUAAACACUCGAGACGUGAAAGCCGUUCACCGAAUCCUUGCCCCCGACAUCGAGUGGUGGUUCCAUGGCCCCCCGACGUACCAGUUUAUGAUGCGCCUUCUCACCGGAGCUUCACCGGAAGAAACUUUCCAUUUCGAGGUCGAUCCUCUCUCACUCACCACCUUCGGCUCCACCGUCGUUGUGGAAGGCUGCGAUCAUAAGCGUUCCAUCUCUUGGGUGCAUGCCUGGACCGUCUCUGAUGGGAUAAUAACACAAGUGAGGGAGUACUUCAACACUUCUCUCACUGUCACUCGCAUUGGAAACUCUAGCCAAUCCCCACAGUCCAGCUACGAUUCAUCAUCAUCACCGCCAUCCUCUUCUGGUUCUUCAUCCACGGAUGAGAUUACCCCUGUGCAUUGCACUUCGGUGUGGGAGAGCAGGUUUUCCAACAGGGUUGGGAAGUCUGUGCCGGGCCUUGUUUUGGCCAUUUAGUCAUUUCCAUUAGGGCGAUUUCUAUACGAUGAAU